GUAGCUGGAACUAGGUCUGGGGCUGAUGGGGCCGAUGGGCAGUUGGCUGUAGUCCUGCUAGCCCUCUAAGCCCCCUUGGCUCCUUUCUGUCAGUCUUGAAAGGGCCCCUGUGGCCUUAGGGUUGGUGGCCCCCUUUGUCCCUGGGGGUCCUCAGCCUUCAUGCUCCUCUACCCAGUACCGUCAGCCUGCCAGGACUGGAGAGAAUGGCCCGUGUGUCAAAUUCCAGCGCAGGAUGCUCUUGGCACCUGUUUACGCCCAGUGAGGAGCCAGAUCUCAGCAUUUGGGGGGCAUUUCUUCACACCCCUCCUCAUUCUUCAUGCUCUUCCCCACAGGUCUAAUGGUACCAAGUGACGGGUCGGCUUUACUGUGACUCGGGGACGCCAGAGCUCCUGAGAAGAUGUCAGCAAUACAGGCCGUGUGGCCAUCCGGUACAGAAUGUAUUGCCAAGUACAACUUCCACGGCACCGCCGAGCAAGACCUGCCUUUCUGCAAAGGAGACGUGCUCACCAUUGUGGCCGUCACCAAGGACCCCAACUGGUACAAAGCCAAAAACAAGGUGGGCCGUGAGGGCAUCAUCCCAGCCAACUACGUCCAGAAGCGGGAGGGCGUGAAGGCGGGUACCAAACUCAGCCUCAUGCCUUGGUUUCACGGCAAGAUCACACGGGAGCAGGCUGAGCGGCUUCUGUACCCGCCGGAGACAGGCCUGUUCCUGGUGCGGGAGAGCACCAACUACCCCGGGGACUACACGCUGUGCGUGAGCUGCGACGGCAAGGUGGAGCACUACCGCAUCAUGUACCACGCCAGCAAGCUCAGCAUCGACGAGGAGGUGUACUUUGAGAACCUCAUGCAGCUGGUGGAGCACUACACCUCAGACGCAGAUGGACUCUGUACGCGCCUCAUUAAACCAAAGGUCAUGGAGGGCACGGUGGCAGCCCAGGAUGAGUUCUACCGCAGUGGCUGGGCCCUGAACAUGAAGGAGCUGAAGCUACUGCAGACCAUUGGGAAGGGGGAGUUCGGAGACGUGAUGCUGGGCGAUUACCGAGGGAACAAAGUCGCUGUCAAGUGCAUUAAGAACGACGCCACCGCUCAGGCCUUCCUGGCUGAAGCCUCAGUCAUGACGCAACUGCGGCAUAGCAACCUGGUGCAGCUCCUGGGCGUGAUCGUGGAGGAGAAGGGCGGGCUCUACAUCGUCACUGAGUACAUGGCCAAGGGGAGCCUCGUGGACUACCUGCGGUCUCGGGGUCGGUCAGUGUUGGGCGGAGACUGUCUCCUCAAGUUCUCGCUAGAUGUCUGCGAGGCCAUGGAAUACCUGGAGGGCAACAACUUCGUGCAUCGAGACCUGGCUGCCCGCAACGUGCUGGUGUCUGAGGACAACGUGGCCAAGGUCAGCGACUUUGGUCUCACCAAGGAGGCAUCCAGCACCCAGGACACGGGCAAGCUGCCAGUCAAGUGGACAGCCCCUGAGGCCCUGAGAGAGAAGAAAUUCUCCACUAAGUCUGACGUGUGGAGUUUCGGAAUCCUUCUCUGGGAAAUCUACUCCUUUGGGCGAGUGCCUUAUCCAAGAAUUCCCCUGAAGGACGUCGUCCCUCGGGUGGAGAAGGGCUACAAGAUGGAUGCCCCCGAUGGCUGCCCGCCCGCAGUCUAUGAGGUCAUGAAGAACUGCUGGCACCUGGACGCCGCCAUGCGGCCAUCCUUCCUACAGCUCCGAGAGCAGCUUGAGCACAUCAAAACCCAUGAGCUGCACCUGUGACGGCUGGCCUCCGCCCGGGUCGUGGGCCUGUGGGGACUGAACCUGGAAGAUCAUGGACCUGGUGCCCCUGCUCACUGGGCCCGAGCCUGAACUGAGCCCCAGCGGGCUGGUGGGCCUUUUUCCUGCGUCCCAGCCUGCAUCCCUCUGGCCCUGUCUCUCUUGGACCCACGUGUGGGGCCUGGGGAGCCCACUGAGGGGCCAGGGAGGAAGGAGGCCACGGAGCGGGAGGCAGCGCCCCACCACGUCGGGCUUCCUUGGCCUCCCGCCGCUCGCCUUCUUAAGAGUUUUAUUCCUUUCCUUUUUUGAGAUUUUUUUUCCGUGUGUUUAUUUUUUAUUAUUUUUCAAGAUAAGGAGAAAGAAAGUACCCAGCAAAUGGGCAUUUUACAAGAAGUACGAAUCUUAUUUUUCCUGUCCUGCCCGUGAGGGUGGGGGGGACCGGGCCCCUCUCUAGGGACCCCUCGCCCCAGCCUCAUUCCCCAUUCCGUGUCCCAUGUCCCGUGUCUCCUCGGUCGCCCCGUGUUUGCGCUUGACCAUGUUGCACUGUUUGCAUGCGCCCGAGGCAGACGUCUGUCAGGGGCUUGGAUUUCGUGUGCCGCUGCCACCCGCCCACCCGCCUUGUGAGAUGGAAUCGUAAUAAACCACGCCAUGAGGACACCGCCGCCCGCCUCGGCGCUUCCUCCACCGA
Messenger RNA from Piliocolobus tephrosceles (Ugandan red Colobus), 2435 nucleotides. RefSeq names its product C-terminal Src kinase (gene CSK). The record is from RefSeq and is a predicted model, not a curated record. NCBI's taxonomy places the organism in Eukaryota, Metazoa, Chordata, Mammalia, Primates, Cercopithecidae. The coding region runs from base 398 to 1750 and encodes 450 amino acids. Gene Ontology annotation, biological process: protein phosphorylation. Gene Ontology annotation, molecular function: ATP binding; protein tyrosine kinase activity; protein binding. The transcript has 11 exons.